Molecule: messenger RNA, 573 nt
Organism: Cimex lectularius (bed bug)
Lineage: Eukaryota; Metazoa; Arthropoda; Insecta; Hemiptera; Cimicidae
Product: leucine-rich repeat extensin-like protein 3
Exons: 2
Coding region: 113-520 (135 amino acids)
Source: RefSeq, a predicted model, not a curated record
UUUAUCGAUUUAUGUAUUUUGACACGUCAUUUACAAGAAAAUCGCUAAACAAUAUCAGAAAUAUUUAGUAUUAAUUUUAUUCAACAACAAAGCAAAAUUGAAAUCCUCAGAUAUGCAGAUGGCAGUUGUAUUAUUCGCCACUUUGGCGAUAUGUAGCUGUAAGCCCCAGUAUCCAGAGGCAGUGCCGGAAUUAUCACCGGAACUUCCAACCCCAAGCCAGCCGUACCCAGCUCUAGAAGUUGAGCCUGUCGCGGCUCCUGCUCCGCCUCCACCGCCGCCACCACCUCCUCCACCGCCUCCACCUCCAGCGGUCCCCGAGCAAGUGAACGUAGAAGUCCCCAGCGUGGAAUACCCGGCUCCAGUCUUCUCGCCUUCACCCGUCAACGUUUAUGAGCCACCUGAGGGUUCUUAUGUUUAUGCGCCACCAGUAGUGGUUCCAGCACCUCCGCCACCUCCACCGGUCUUACCGGCACCACCUCCUCCCGUACCAGCCACUACUUAUGGCCUCCCUUCUUUUUAAAUGUGUCCAUAUAAUUAAGUAAAUUCUUAAUGAAAAUAUUGUCUAAUAAUUAA